CUUUCCUUCCACUCUCCUACAGGAUAGGCGCCAAACACUGGUGGACGAGACACUAGACCUAUGGAUAGGUGAAGGUCUCAGAGACCACCUAGACGCUAUAACCCUAACACCGCCCAGGUGGCGGGGCCCCCAGGACUUGUCCCCACCCUGGACCCACUGCGCCCCCUCCCAAACCUUUGGACCAAAAGCCCGACCGACUGACCGACAGACACCAAACAUGACACUCACACCAGCCAACCUCACAAUUAUUUCCAUUAAUGUAAGAGGGCUGAACAAACCCAAAAGAAGAUCUACCGCCCUUAAAGAAUUUCACUCCGCCAGGGCAUCCAUAGUCUACAUACAAGAAACACACACUUUAGAGAAGGGGCCCGACCCAAGAUACACGACCACUG
Molecule: messenger RNA, 392 nt
Organism: Pelobates cultripes (western spadefoot toad)
Lineage: Eukaryota; Metazoa; Chordata; Amphibia; Anura; Pelobatidae
Source: the annotation of a GenBank genome assembly